GAUGGAUGUCAAUGGCGAAAAUAUGGGCAGAAGAAGGCCAAAGGAAACCCUUGUCCUCGAGCUUACUAUCGUUGCACCAUGGACUCCAGUUGCCCGGUUCGCAAACAGGUACAACGAUGUGCGAAAGAUCGAACUGUUCUUAUAACGACUUACGAAGGCAAUCACAACCAUCCACUGCCUCCUGCUGCUGUGUCAAUGGCAUCAACAACAUCAGCUGCGGCGUCCAUGCUCCUUUCGGGAUCAAUGAUCAGCCCAGAUGGGAUGAUUAGCUCACCAAGUUUGGCAUCACUCUCUGCUUCAGCGCCAUUUCCUACUGUUACUUUAGACCUCACUCAGCACAGUCCCGAAAAUCCCACACUGUUUCAAUGCCCAGUAAGCCAAGUUCAUGGCUCUUCUCAAAACCUGCCUCUCAAUUCUCUCGCCAUGCCACAGGUUUUUGGUCAGCUGGUUAAUGAGCAACCAAACAAUAUUUUGGGUCUUCUUAGAACACUGAGACUUGAAACUCCCUGUUUACCGCAAAAUGAGAUGCAGGCGACUGUGCCAUAUGACAACAUUAGCGCGGCAUUAACGGCCGCCAUUAAAUCUGAUCCAAGCUUCACUGCAGCUCUAGUGGCCGCCAUCACUUCCAUUCUUGGCAAUUCUCAUGAUCAAAACCAGCAAAAUGGUAACAACUCUACAACUACAGGAAACAGCAGCGACAUGAACACAUGAGAAUCUGAACUCAGAAGAGAUCUAUAUAAAUUUAGGAUCAGCUACUUUCUAUCCUAUCGGAAAGCCAAAUGUUCUUAAUUGAAAUGAAAGUUCUUAGCGGUGGGUUAUUGUUAUGCCCAGCAGGGUAGUUGUAAAAAAAAUGCUUCAUUAUUAUGAGCUUAUGUUAAGAG
Mangifera indica (mango) is the source of this 881-nucleotide messenger RNA. Its product is annotated as probable WRKY transcription factor 31. The transcript has 2 exons. Bases 79 to 711 code for a protein of 210 amino acids. Lineage: Eukaryota; Viridiplantae; Streptophyta; Magnoliopsida; Sapindales; Anacardiaceae. Gene Ontology annotation, biological process: regulation of DNA-templated transcription. Gene Ontology annotation, molecular function: DNA-binding transcription factor activity; sequence-specific DNA binding. The record is from RefSeq and is a predicted model, not a curated record.